AUGUCCCAGAAGACUCGAUCAACCGCUCCGCGGGCGAGCGGCGCUCAAGCCAAGGUUCCCGAAGCUCGCAGAAAGAGCAUGGUCGAAAACAGCGCCGGAAGCAAAGUUCGCAGCGUCAGCAAGGACAACAGGGCCUCCAACCGUCGUGAGAGCGUCAAUCCUCCCGUUCAGAACGCGAGCAAGAGAAGCUCCAGCCAACACGAGAGCAGGAAAGUGCCGGCCCCGCAGGAGACCAACAAGAAGCCACCCGGCCAUCGGGAUGCCAGGUCCACAUCGAGGCAGCCAGAGGUCAGGAAGUCGAACCUCCAACCCGACGGCAAGGCGGUGCCCAGUCGACACGACGGUAAGGCGACCGCGGCCAAUCCGAAGACAUCUUCGCGACCAGCCGCCGGCGUGUCGAAAAACAAGGACGCCCUUACGUCGCGCCUGUCAAACGCUGGCGCGAAGUCACCGAGCCGGGGAAGUAAGGUUACGGCUGAAUCGAGUGGCCAGAGACAUUCGCGGAGCAACGAGAAAGAACGAGAACUGGAGAAGGUCGCAGCGACGUCGUCAUCGAGUGGUGUCUCGGAAAAACGCCCUAAGACAACACACCGCGCAAAGACGAAGGCAACAGACCGGCCUCCUGGUGGCAGCGCUGAGGCUAAGCAAGGUCACGAGGCUGAGUCAGAAGGUUCAUCGCCAGUGACAUCCAGCACAAAACGGUCCUCGCACGCCAGCAAAGUUGAAAAGCCAGAGGAACGCAAGAAAGAACACAAAAGUCCCUACGACAAGGGGGCCACGUCUCACAAGACGGCAAAAGCUGCGCCACAGAAAUAUGCCGCUUCGGAGAAGAAUAAGGACAGCCAGCCUCGGCCACGCUCUAUAGCGAUGCACCUCAGAGCCAACACUGCCCGCUUUGAUUACGAGUCUGACUUCGAGAAUGACGAUGGCGUCGAUGACGAGAGCAGUGCGAGCAGCGCCAUCACUGAUAGCAGCAGCAGCGGAAGCGCCCCCGCAAGUGGAAACGAUGAGGCGCCCUCUAGCAAGGAUGCAUUCCGACCAACUAGUGACCGACUGCUGGCGCAGGAGCACAGCGAAGUCACUUCAGAGCAGAAGCUCAAGGAGCAGUCCCACUGGAAAUCCGAGCCCGUUCUCGAAGUCGAAGCGAAGCCACCUGCUCCGCUGAUGCCAACUUCCUUCUCGACGUACAGUCUGGUCAGCUACCUGACCGCACAGAAGAAAGAGGAAGAGAAGAAACAGCGGGCUAAGGACGUCUUGGAGAUGGUCUCCCUGGACACCAUGACGUACCAGGUGUUCGACGUUCCACCAAUCACCUACGACGUCUACAUUUCGACAUUUGGCCGGGCCGACGCCAAACAGGUGUUGAUCCAAACCGACCUAGGCGAUGAAGAAGAGUGCCAAACUGAUGCCAUCGAAUGUGAGGACAAAUGGACUCAACAGCCUCCUCACGACUACAAGGGUUUCGGCGGAGGAAAAGCAGACGGAGCCCUAAUUGAUAACGGCACACGGCGCUUGCAAAGUGGCGAAGACAUGGUGAACCUUUUGGACUUUCUGAGAAACUCGUCUGAUCUCAUGCUUCGCGUUAUCGAGGAAGACAGGGCCUGCGAAACCCGGCGAAACCUGAAGCGGGUAUCGGAGGUGGACGGCUUCAGCGACGGUUUCUUGCAGCUAGAUCCCGUCCGCUUUGCCAAAGGCUGUCCGAUCAACUUCGUUCGCUUCUCACGACCCUGUCCAAACUACUUGGUCACAAGCCACGACCUCACGUCUAUGACAGAAGAGGUCCGUGCAAGUAUUCCUGGCGACACGGUCCUUUGCGUGUGGAACCUGAACAGCCCUGCGACACCGACAGACGUGCUCAUAUCAAAUUGCCAGGUGACUUGCUGCCAGUGGUCGCCUCUCGACGCCACGUCCCUGGUCACAGGAUCGCUGGACGGCUCGGUCGAAUUGUGGGACCUAAGAGAUAAAUUCUGCCUUUCUAAGAGCGUUGUCACCAACGAAGAUGGCCCAGAAUCCCAAGCGUACACCCUGAAGAUGCCUGCGUAUUCUACAGCGUCCCUCUUCGAGACGGACUGCCACUUCGCCAAGAUCGUGGACGUCUGUUGCUGGACACAAGGCGAAAUGGGCCUCGUCUGCGGGCUGCGGCCACCACGGGACCGGGAGUUGAAACUCGGCGGCCAGAUCAAUAACUUGUGGUAUGACACGCGAGAUUGUCCACUGAACCGAAGUGUUAACAUUGACGCAGUUCCGUCAGAAGGCGGCUACAACGUCUGGAGCCUGGACGAAGAAGGCACGCUGGUCUCGUGGGCUGUGACCGCUGUCAAGAGCGAGCCCGAGGGAUCGAUGUCGGACCUGGGACUCGCACCCGGGGCCACGCUCAAACUCGUCCGUGCAGCGGUGUUCCUGGUGCCGAACUUCCUGCCGCCGUCGUACGAGGAGGCACGCGACGGCCUGAGGACCUUCGGAGCGGCUCAGCUGAGCGCCACGCGCGUUCUGGUUACCACGGACAUUGGAGUGGUCGUUCACUUGGACUUGUACAAGGCGAGGACGUCACCGAAGGUGUUCAAGCCGAAGCAGCAGCCUUGGGCGGCCCAGGAGUGCUGUAUUGCAUUGUCGCCACAUCACCGGUCCUUCUUCCUCGUUGCGAGCAGGAGUGGCGCUCUGAGACUGCACUUCCUCGAGUACGAGCAAGCCGUAUGGGAGUGGGACCCGCUGGAGAGAACGGAAACUGGAGCGCUCCUCUGGAGCCCCUGCGCCCCGACGCAGUUCCACGUCACCACUGCGGCUGGAGAGGUGGCCACCUGGCACUUGUCGACGAGAAGCGAUGGCCCCACACGAGUCGCCACGUUUCCCUCUUCCAGAGUCUUGGCAAUGGACGCGGAUGGAACGGCUGCGUCGAAAACAUCCGAGCAUUGCUUGGCAUUGGCCAUGGACGACGGCGUAGUGCAAGUGCAUCUGAUGGGGCCCGCGGACAGCAGUCACCAGCUGAGUCGCGACCAGAUCCAGGAGAAGCUACUGAACCUGUAGAAAUUAAUAAAACA
Messenger RNA from Rhipicephalus sanguineus (brown dog tick), 3038 nucleotides. RefSeq names its product cytoplasmic dynein 2 intermediate chain 1-like. NCBI's taxonomy places the organism in Eukaryota, Metazoa, Arthropoda, Arachnida, Ixodida, Ixodidae. The transcript has 23 exons. Gene Ontology annotation, cellular component: cytoplasmic dynein complex. Bases 1 to 3024 code for a protein of 1007 amino acids. The record is from RefSeq and is a predicted model, not a curated record. Gene Ontology annotation, molecular function: dynein heavy chain binding; dynein light chain binding. Gene Ontology annotation, biological process: intraciliary transport.